Blepharisma stoltei is the source of this 4206-nucleotide messenger RNA. The record is from the annotation of a GenBank genome assembly. Lineage: Eukaryota; Ciliophora; Heterotrichea; Heterotrichida; Blepharismidae.
AUGAAUAAACACCCAGGAAUGAAAUGCAGAACAGAGUAAUUUCUAUUAACUCCCCACACUCCGUGAGCGAACAAAAAAAUUUUGUUCUCUCGCGGAGAGGGGUUUAAUUUUUUAAAAAAUAUCCUAAUUCGCAAAUUAUGGAAAGCAAAUAUUUAUUUAAUUUGUAUGCUUUAAAAAUGCAAGCUGUUAAAAUUAAGCAAAAUCAGCAAGAGGUUUCAUUAUGCCAAUGAGCACUUAUAUGUCAAAAUUUUUUUUAAUAAAAAAUUUUUUUUCGCUCAUGGAUUUUUCAAAUGGUUUUGUUCGCUGACGGAGGGGAGUAAGUAUUGUUCAUGAAGCAUAUUAUGAGCAUUUAAAAUCAAAGUACACAACAGAUUUGGAAGAAGUAACUCAAGAAAUCGACACAUGGCUUACAAAAAAUAAUAUUUUUUCUCAUGAAAGCGCCCAAAAAUCCUUGCCGCUAAUGAUUUGUGGGAAUUCUGGGAGUGGUAAAAGCACAUUGAUAGCUCAAUGGAUUGAUCUCCAUGAAAAAUCCCAUAAAAGAGAUAAUGAUUUUUUGCUCUACCAUUUUGUAAAGAUCUCGGCAAGUGAUAGAGAGUAUUAUUUUACAUUAUUUAGGCUUUAUAACAAAAUUCGAGUAAAUUUCUAUUUAGGAAGCUUAUCAAAUACCAAAGCGUGUAGGAUUGAUUGAAGACGAUUUGAGGAUUUAUUUUUCAAGGUGGCUAGAAACAGCCGCAGAAAGAAGGGCUCUAACGAAUUCUGUUAAACAGAAUCUGAUUUUAGUUAUUGACGGAGUUGACAAAUAUCUUGACCAGCACGGAAGGGAAGAGCCUUCUGAUUGGUUGCCUUGUAACUUGCCAGCUGGAGUUAAAAUGAUAUUUACUUGUAAUAAUGACAGUAAAUCUUACCCAUUUCUUGAAAAGAAAGUGAGUUAUUGUGUUUUUAAAAAUUGGGGGAUAAAAUAUUUGAGGGCAUUUCCUUAUUUUGUUAAUAAAUAUAUAUGACUUUGCUUUUAUUUUAUACAAUUCUCAAUAUAGAAGAUUACAUCAUUGAGCUAAAGCCUUUAACUUCAGAGCAAAGACUUGAUAUUUUUAAUGAACAUCUAUUAGGCCGCACAAGAGAUGAGACACCAAGGAUUUUAGAUAAGCUGCAGCAGGACAUCAAGGCUUAUGACUGUUUUGGAAACCCUUUAUAUUUGAAUUUGAUGCUAAGCCUCUCUAUGCAUUGUGUUCAUGGAAUUGAUGAUUUUGAAUAUGAAUCUCUUGAAAAUAUGUCGACUCCAGAAAAAUUAUUUGAAUAUAGCAUCGAUUUUUAUUCCCAAAGGCAUUUUAAAGAAGAAAUCAUGCUAAGAAUUUUUGGGUUGCUUACAGUCACAAGAUCUGGAUUAAGUGAAGAAGAGCUAAUUAAGCUAUCAAACUGUAAACCGCAACAAGUUUCUCGCAUUUUAACUAUAUUCCAUACCUGUUUGGUCUGUAUUUCAGGGUUUUAUAUAUUCAGUAAUGAAUGCUUUAAAAAAGUUGUCUUAGAAAAACUAGGCACCCUUAGCAGCCUUCAUCAUGAAAUUUCUCGUGUACUCGAAGGAAAUAAGCUUACAAUCAGGAAAACUGAUGAACUCUUAUACCAUUUAGAAGCUAGCAAUUCCUGAAUGAAAUUAAAAGACCAACUCACAAAGCUUGAUGUUUUUACACUUAUGAUGACCCCUGACUACAAGCUUGAUUUAUUUAAUUACUGAGCACAGCUAGAACAGCAAAGGUUUGACCCAGUCCAAGAGUACAAUAAAACUAUUGAAGAGUUUGUUGCCCAGCAUAGUCCUUCCCACCACGAUUUACUUAUCCUAAUGCUUCAGUUUUGUAGGUUUUUUAAAGAAUAUAAUGAUAUGGAAGUUCCUUCAGCUUUUAACUUCCGACAUCCUCAUUUAAAAGGCUAUUAUGAGCUAAAAGAAAUAUACCUAUUUAAAUAGAUCCUAAUUUUAUAGUAAAUUAGAGCACAGCUACUAGAAAAAAAUAUUCCUGACUAUUACAAAUAGGCAUAAAUUUACUUGAAGAAGUUGAAAAGCUGCCUGAAAUGUUUUUCUCAACCCAGCAAUACCCUCUAAAAGAAGAAGAAAAUUUUUCUAUUGAAAAUAAAAUGUCCAGGCUUGCGUUAAAAGAAAUGUGCCUAAAAGCAGCAAAAAAAGAAUAUUUUAAUACUAAACCUCCAAAUUUUUAUUAUUAUAAGCGAUGACUGUGGAUACAGUUUCCAUGGUGCACGCUGGACUCUAAUGCAGAUUUUUCACAAAUUAUGAGGAAAUUUAAUGAUGAAAAUGAAAUGAUGAAUCCGAAAGCUGAAAAUGACUUAUCAAUAGAAAUGCUGAGCAUUUUUAAAAAUGCUAAUGCAAAAGCUAUUAAAAAGUAUACACCUGUUACACGAUCAGCUUCAUCUACUAAAAUAGAAAUAAGUAAAAAAAGGCAUACAAGAAAUGAGUCAAAUACACAAAUAUCAAGGGCUGUAGGAAUUUUACCAAAAAUAAGGUCACAGAUGACGCUAGGCCUGCAAACUCCAGAAUCAAAAAGUAGAAGCCAUUCUGUGUCAUCACUUCAGCAUAGCUUUACUUCGAAUUGUUUUAGUAAAAGUUUUACAGUUAAAGAGUCUUUUGAUGUAGAAUUUAAAGAUCUAAGCCCAGAUAAUGUGCUCGAAAAAAUUGGGUCAAGUUUAUAUGAAUAUUCUAAUGCGCAGGUAAAUAAUAAAAGAAGAGAAAAUUUUGAAAUGAAAAAAUUUUAUAAUAAACCAUUUUUCCUUAAAUUAUUAAUAAAAAAUAAUUAUCUUUCUAUAAUAAUCUGAUAUAAAACUAUAUAAAAAUUUAAUUAAAAAUUAGUAUAGAUUGAUAGAAGAAACAAGAAUUAAAAAACUUAAAUUAAUAGGCAUCAAAAGCCAGCUUGAAAAAAAUGAAGACAACUUCCGUGAGCAAUGCGAAAUAAAGCAAAAAAUAGACGAGCUUCAAAAACAAAUGGAGAGUAUAUUAGAUAAACUUAACAACGCAGAGCUUGACUCCAGAAGGCUUGAAUGUAUCAUUUCUUGCUGCUUUAAAAAUCCUGCAAGAAACGAUGAAUGGGUCAGAGGACUCGAAAAAGGUAUAGAAAAUAUGAAAGAUAUGAUAAAAUUCGAAUUGGGAGAAAUUAAAAACUGCAAUAAAGAAACAGAGAUGCUAGAAGAACAAUAUUAUGCAUAUAAGGCUACACAAAAAGACAAAGCAAUGUAUCAGCAUGAUACUAUUGAAAGGAUUCUCUCACAGUAUCAAAUAAAAAACAGGAUAAAUGAAACUUUGUCUAAAGGAGAAAAAAAGAGAAAAGAUUUGGUGACUAAAAUUAUGAGUGAACAAAGCAACAGCUAUUUUUUUGAUAAAAUUAAGCAGAGAAAUAAAUUAAAGGUGACGAUAUCAGAUAAAAUGCAGUACUUAAAAGGGAAAUUGGAGCAUUAUAAUCAAGUCAUGUCGAAGGUUAGUAAAGUUUUAUAUAUAGAAGAAUAUUUUGUGAAAGGGUUUUGAUGCAAGUCAAUUUUUUUAAGCUAAAAUUAAAGAUAAUAAUGCCAAAAAUACAUUUAGCCUGCUAAUUUAUUUAAAAAAAUUAUAAAAAUGGUUUAAAUAUUUCCCACCCUAGAGAGUUAGGGAUGAUUCUAUUUACUUUUGAAAAAAGCAAAGAACUUAAAGAAAGCAUAAAAGUUAAAGAAACAAAAAUUCAAGAGCUUAAAUGCGAAAGAGAUUUACUACUCUCCAAACUGCAAAUAUUUAGAAAAAAAGAAACAGAAAAUGAUAAAAAUCAGAAAAUUGCAUAUACACUUGAUGAAUUGCAUGACAAAGUAAGGGUAGCUGAGCAGAGAUUUGAGCACCUUCAUAAGUUAUCUAAACGGCAAGAAUAUUUAUAUAUAUCUUGCUUAGGAAGCUUAGAGCAGCUAUGAGGAAGAUUUGCGGUAGAAAAAAAUUAUGAUAUUGACUCAACGAAUAUAAAGAAGGUUAUUUCAACACUAGAUAACAGGAUUUGUGAAAUGAAAAAUAAGCUUGGAGACUCUUUCAGGCUGAGAAUUAAGUCUGUAAAUGAGUUUCCUAUUUCAAAGAGUUCAGAGAGGUCAAUUAUUGAAAAUCAUGACGUGCUGGAUGUGAAAGAAGUUUCUCAUUUUGAGAGAAAAGGGGAAAGAAAAAAUACAAAGCUCUUAAGAUAUAUGAGCAUGCAAUAA